Molecule: messenger RNA, 294 nt
Organism: Oppiella nova
Lineage: Eukaryota; Metazoa; Arthropoda; Arachnida; Sarcoptiformes; Oppiidae
Source: the annotation of a GenBank genome assembly
AUGUAUACAAAAAGUGGUGAGCAAGGUGAAUGUUCGUGGUAUGGGCUGAAUCUGGCCGGUGCUCUGACAGCCAGCGGAGAGCCAUUUGAUCCGUGGGCUAUGACUGCGGCCCAUAAAACACUCCCCUUUGGGACUAAUGUUAAGGUGGAUUGCAAUGGAAAGAGUGUAGUCGUGAGGAUCAACGACAGGGGACCCUUCGUUGCCGGACGUAUCCUCGAUGUGAGCCAAGGGGCCGCACAGCACCUUGGUAUUAUUGAUGCAGGACUAUGCCAAUGCUCUAUCCAUAAUGUUUAA